This is a messenger RNA of Echinostoma caproni, 1014 nucleotides long. The record is from the annotation of a GenBank genome assembly. Lineage: Eukaryota; Metazoa; Platyhelminthes; Trematoda; Plagiorchiida; Echinostomatidae.
AUGCAGCGUAAACAACGGUCUCGUUUCAAUCUGUACUUGAUUUUCAUCAGUGUAGCACAAACCACAGAUCUUGUGGUCAAUGCCAUUCUGGAUGACUUCCUUGGUCGGGGACUGACUUGGGCAAGUGAUUGUACAGUUUACAUCAAACUGGACACGUACACAGUGUGGAGUUGCAAACUGUUCAGUUAUGCACCGAAAGUGACCAGCUUCAUAGCGAAUCAGUUAUUGGUCAUGUCUACAGUGGAUCGUCUACUGACUACGUACGAACCCAUAAGAUUUCGUGGAAAUUCACACAUGCGUACUGUGUUUGUAUUGAUCUGUUUGACUUUCAUAUUCGGAAUGACUCUAUUCAUCCCACAACUGUUAUUCAAUAAUCUGGUGUACGAGGAAACAUCACAAUUGAUUGGAAAAACAACAUGUCAAUUUCCCAAUUCACUCAGAUGGGGUGUUCAGUUUGUGCUCUAUGUCACUAUCAUUGGAACAUACAUUGCCCCUACUGUAUGCAUCACGGCAAUCAAUAUGCUUAUUCUGGUCAAGUUACAAUCACUGACAAAUUCUCGUUACAGAAUGAGUGUGGCCGCGCGUCAAUCACCGAAUGAGAUGCGUCGAAUUGUUGGGCAUUUAUGCUUGACCUCUGUUUUCCUCUUUGUCACAUUUCCUUUAACCGUGGUGAUCAUUCUUCGUCAGCGGUCGGAUUUCGGUGGCUACAAAAUGCUGUACCCGGAGUAUGCCCAAAGGUUGGUCGACCUAUCAAGACUAUUCAGCUCGUUCGAUGCAAUAGUCUACUCAUCUCAGUUUAUCAUUUUGUUUGCUUUCCUACCGAAUUUUCGUCGUACAUUGUGCCAUCGGGUAUGUUGCUUCCGGUCUCUAUGUGGUAGUGUAUUCGAUUCACCCCAACCUGACUUAACAUUACGCACUCGACGAGAAAGCGAACGACCCGGACCGCCAAUUAUGACCAGUUUUAUGAAAGCUAUGGCCACCGGGAACAGUGUACAGUCGGCGGCCAUAAAGUGA